AUGUCCGUAGUAACCGAAGAUGUGGUCACGGUGCCUUUAAUUCCCAUUUCCACCCUCCAUCUACCUAAAGGUAAUGAGCUGUUAACGCGCAACGUUGAUAACUGUUAUGCCGCUUUGUGGUCUUUUCUUGCGGGUGCCUUAACAGGUGGUAUCGAGGCGAUUGUCACGUACCCCCUCGAGUACGUAAAGACGCAUCUGCAGCUUCAACAGCUCCUUCAUGCACCCUCCUCCUCGUCGUUGCCGCACAUGUACAAUGGUAUUUGGGACUGUGUGAAAAGAACUGUGCAGCAGCACAGUCCGCUGGGCUUGUAUAGGGGAUUUGUCCCCGUGUUGUUAGGCUCCAUUCCGAAGCAGGCCUCUCGCUGGGGCGCGUACGAGUGGGCCACGGACACUGCCAAGACCCUGGUAAACGGGGGCGGCGGUGUACGCGGUGAGGAACCAACAGUCUCUCUACCUGUGCUGAGUCUCUGUGGUUUUUUUGCGGGGUGCGUUGAGACGGCGUGUGCCGUAAGCCCCACGGAGAGCGUUAAGACGCGCAUGAUUCACGACUCCAGGCAGGCGUUUCCACGCUACCAGUCCCUUGGCACCUGUCGCGCUGUUCUGUUGAUGGUGCGGGAGUGCGGCUUCCGACGCACGUUUUACAGUGGUGUGAGCGCGACGAUGCUGAAACAGGGGCUGAACCAGGCUCUGCGCUUCCCCGCACAGAAGUUUGUCAUGGACACUUUCUGCUGCGAGGCCUUUGUUGCCAUGUGGCAUCCCAUAGAAGUCACCCAUGGCGAAAGCGGAGGAGGGGCAGCAGCGGUAGGCGUAGAAACGAUGAGGCAACUGCAAAAGGCACGUCAAAAGAGUCCUUUGUGGAAUGGACUCGCUGGCUUUGUUGCUGGUGUUUUUUCCGUCUUGGUCACGCAACCCGUGGAUGUGGUCAAGACACAGAUGCAGUCCGGUGUGGUACACCGUGCCGCCAGUUGUAACAGCAGCGGAACUUCACUGAGCGGGUCUGAGUCACCGCACAUAAGAGGCUUAAGGCGUUCCUUCCACGAUAUUUAUUGUCGGCGGGGGAUUGCUGGGUUUUACGCUGGCACCAUUGCACGUAGCAUUCACGUGGGCACGCACGUGGCACUUGUUUUUACUGUUUUUCCUCUCAUCCGACGCGCCGUUGUCGGCACUGCCGGUCACAAGAAGGAAUAA
Trypanosoma rangeli is the source of this 1188-nucleotide messenger RNA. RefSeq names its product citrate transporter. The record is from RefSeq and is a predicted model, not a curated record. The coding region runs from base 1 to 1188 and encodes 395 amino acids. The transcript has a single exon. Gene Ontology annotation, biological process: mitochondrial citrate transmembrane transport. Lineage: Eukaryota; Euglenozoa; Kinetoplastea; Trypanosomatida; Trypanosomatidae.